CUUUUCGAUAUCAAUUAUCUUUUAUAAAUUAUUCACGAUUAAUAUUACGAAACACCCUUGUUAAUGAUGUAUAAAGUUCAAUUAUAAAUGAAACGCUUCCUGUGAAUCUAAUUAAGUGGCUAAAUUCAAAAUGUCUUCGAUAUUAUUCUCAUUACCCGAUUUAUUUAAUUCUUACAAAGCUUGGGUUGUAAAAAAUCCACAGCAUUUAAAUGAUUACGAAAUUACAGCCAAGUGGCUUAGCUACUUUAUAGCAGGGAGAAUUAAUAACUCUCAUGUUGUAUCUGAGCUGGUUUACUGUCUUUCUAACUUAUUGGUGUUCUUUAAUGAUAGUAUAUUAAAUAAAGCAAAGCACAUAAAUUUACCAUCUUCUGGGGAUACUAUAAAGGUCUGGUUAACAAUUGUUGAAUAUUCCGAGGUGUUUUUUGAGUUAUCUGCUAUGAAGUUAUGGGGCAAAGCUGGAAAAUGGCUUGUUAUUGUAGCUGUGCAAGUUUUCAAAUGUAUAUCAAGGCUGAUACUUGUUUAUUAUCACAAAGAAGCAAUCAUACAGACGCCUCCGAUUUCACAAUUGGACAGAAAAAAUUUACAUAGAACCAAACCAGUUAAUGAUGUUAUGCAGUUUGAAAAUUCCACUUUUACUUUAAAACACAGUGGACGAGUAGUUCGUAAGGUAGAAAAUUCACCUCCCAUAUCAACAAGAGAUUGGAAGCCUUUACAAGCUGAGGUUGUUGAUGAGGCAGAAGACUUAGUUUUGAAGCGAAAAAAAAUAAUUGCUGAGACAAUUUACAUAGCCAAACCAUUGGUGCAUUUGGCAUCUAUGGGAACAUUUGGGUCAAGGGCAUGGAAACCCUGGUUAAUUUCUCUUGCAAUGGACAUGACAAGUUGGCAACUUUACAACUCCUGUAAAAAAAGCAAGUUAAAUUCGCUGUCCAACGAGCAAAAGUUGCAAAUUUCCAAAAGGACAGUGGCCUUACUUUUGUAUUUGCUAAGAUCACCUUUUUAUGAUUCUUAUAGUAAAGAUAAAAUAAAUAGUUUUUUGAUGGCAAUGAGUAAUAAUUUGCCUUUGGUUGGUAUGGUUUGCAAUCCCUUAAGAGAGUACUUACCAUUCUGGCAGUCCAGUUAUUUUUAUAUGUGGUCAACAUAAGAUUUACAAAGGGUUUGGGGUAGGUUUAAGGCUAAGAUUAUUGUGAUGGAAUUAUUUAUUAUAUAAAUAAAAUAUAGAUAGGU
Molecule: messenger RNA, 1224 nt
Organism: Brassicogethes aeneus
Lineage: Eukaryota; Metazoa; Arthropoda; Insecta; Coleoptera; Nitidulidae
Source: the annotation of a GenBank genome assembly